CUAUUGGUCGCCAUGUGCCAGCCAGGCAAGGGCAUCUCGAUAUAUAUGUGCUCAUAAUAAUAGAGGACUCACAUGCAGCCUGGCCUGGAUCCAGCUCAUGCAUGCAAUUGCGAAGAUUCAAGUUACGUUACGGUGGAACAAGACAAGUGCUUAGGAAGUGGACGUCCCCUGGCGGGCCAGACCCAGCGGUGGGGAUCAUUCGGACCGUCGGCCGCCAAGUAAGGACUUGCCUCGGCUAGAGAGAGGCCCGGCGUACCUCGUAGCAGUUGGCCGUAGCCGUAGGAUUGCAGAUCCAGCAUGCCCUUCACUCUUUGAAACUUCAUCACAGAAAGAGGUGAAUAGAUUGAUAAUUUGAUCCUGUCCUGACCACAUAUUCAUCAUGUCAUCAUCAAGGAAAAAACAUGUAUUGGCGGAGAUGAAAAAGAAUCUUGAGCAGAGGAAAGCUGAACUUGAAGUAAAUGAAAGAGAAAUAAUACAACAUGUGAGAUAUAUAUCUGAAGAGACGAUGGGGCAGCUGAAUGCUCUUUUAAAGGAGACGGACAAGAAGAAGUUUCUCAAGGCAUUUCCUGAGGUCAGUGUCAAGAUGGAUAAAAGUCUGACAGCUCUCAUGAUGAUCAAAGCAUCUCUUCCAAACUUUGAAUCAGAUGAGAGUUCUACAGACUGUGCAACAGAUAGAGAGACUGCAGGAGAAAAUGAUGAACCUUCACUAGCUAACAGGACUGACAAUACUAUCACAGAUGUUGAACAGUCUUCAGCUUCCAUUGUUAACACAGUGAAUGAAACCUGUGGAUCAAGCACUACGGACCAAACCAUUAGUAUAGAGGUAGAGUCACAUGAAAGUUCUUCAUUACCUUCUGGUGAGUCCCAGCAGUCUGUUUCACCAAGUAAUAAGUCUAAUACAUCAUUAGUGAGUGGUGGAUGCUUGGACAACAUUACACAACAUCAGACUUCAGUAGGUGACCACUUAUCAGGCAUAGCAGCAAAGCCAUAUGAAGUUACACAGGAGAAGCCAGAAGUAAUGCUGCAAUCCAUUCCUAAAGAGAUCAUCCCUGUAGAUCUUCCCAUUGGUAUAAGGGUUGAGGUGGUUGUUAGUGAAGUAGUGUCACCCUCUAUCUUCUGGAUUCAACCAACACAGUCUAGGAUUGAAGCGCUAAUGGAAGAGAUAAGGAAAUAUUACAGCGUGGUUAAGUUACCUUCCCUUCAACCUAAAGUUGGAAUGUACUGCUGUGCUUGCUUUACUAAUGAUGACUGCUGGUACCGUGCUCGUAUCAUUGCUAUACAUCUUAGCCCUACAUCAUUGUCGGAAGCAGUUGGUAUCCAUGUAGAUGUGAUUUACAUUGAUUAUGGUAAUAGGGAGCGCAUUCCAGUCUCCCGUCUCCGCCCUCUACAUCCUCGUUUCACGAGUGACCCAGCUCAGGCCGUCUGCUGCAAACUUGCAAGAAAAAUCGUAUCAAGAACCGAAGGAGUGUUCCAAUUGGCCUUGAUUAGCUACAAUAUUAAAGCGCUUCAUGCAAGCGAUGUUGGGAAAAUAAUCUUCUUGGGCAAUGAAAGCGUGAAGCCUACAGGAAAAGGUGUUAGCCAUUGGUGUACGGAUGAAAUAGAGUUCUUCACCCAAAUGACAUUUGGAAGGAAGCUUACUGCCAUUGUGAUACGUCCACCAGGUAGUAAUACUAGCAGCUUUGAUCUGCCAGCUGUUGACUUACUGUUUGAUCACUUCAUCAAUGAGAAAGAAACCAGACUGGUGGAUGUUGGCAAGGUGAUGGUGAGUAAGAAGCGUGCAUUACCAGAUGAUCAAUGCUCUACCACAGAUUCCUAUCACUCUCAGAAUACACAUACCACUGACAGUGAUGUUUGCCAUUCACCAAAUGCAACAACAGAUAUGCUUGAGCCUGCAAUGCCUGUCCCUUCACAAGAACAAGAGAAGGAUCAGAAACUUAAAGAGGGAGAUCAAGAAAAGAAAGAAGAUGGAUCAUCAAGUGGUAAAAAGAAGAAGAAAAAGAAGAAGAAAGCCAAAAGACACCAUGACCCUGUGGUAUCAACAGAAGACACUGAUGUUCCAUAUGAAGAUGUUAGAGAUACUAAACAACUUGCCAAGGUGGAAACCAAAGAGGAAAGUACUACAUCUGAUACACCUGUCUAUGAGAGUGAGUAUACCACUGAGAAAAGGAUUCCUGGACUUUGUAGAACACCUGAGACAAGUUGCACAGAGACUGAAGACAGGCAGUCAAGACCAGACUCAACUGCAGAAAUAGAGUCAUCAAUUGAUGUGACACCUAAACAGAUGACUCCAAUUGGACACUCUGAUGUUUCAAUGGAUAGAGGGACAAAUGAAAUCAGGAAGGACAAUCAGGAUCAGCAUGUUAGUUGUGGGUCAGAGAGUGCAAGAAGCAGUAGCCCAAAUUCUACCAGUGGUGUGUCAUCAGCUAGGAGUUCAACGUUUGUGCCUCAGAAAAAUCUUAAUGAUUCUUCCAGACCUGGUCUUAUUUCUUUCAAUAAGUCUCAAACAGAGUCUAGCACCUCUCAGCAUAUGAAUUGUCAAGGUAAUGACAAAAUAGUUGAAACAGAAGACCUUGGCAAUAAACCAGCAGUGCACGCUGUGGCUUCAGCUGAAAACGAUCAUUUGACAGACCUCACUGAUCAGUUCUUUACAUGUGCUGAAGAUGCAAGUGAGGCUGACAGCACAGAUCGAGAUGCAACAAAAUCAAAGUCUGAUGGUAAAUUACAAUCACCCCCUGCUGUCUUCAAGGUGGAUGUCAUAGGCAGAAAGUUACCACAACAGAGAAACCUAAAAGAAGGAGAACAGAUACAGUUUGCUAUGUCUCACAUUGUUUCACCUCACGAGUUCUACAUCCACCUUAUCACUCCAGAUGCCAAAAACAUGGAUCACCUUCUUGAAGAACUGAACACAGUGUAUUCAGACAUAGAUAGAGCAGGUGUAUACAGACCACCCAUCUCAUGGUUGUCAAUCAGAGCAAUCUGCUGUGGACAGUUUGGUGAGGAUAACAGAUGGUAUAGAGGAGUGGUGAAGGACAUUAAAGGCAUUAGGGGAGUAAAGGACGGGAGAACUGUCCUGGUGAGUUAUGUGGACUUUGGUAAUGAGGAAUGGAUUCCAGAACAACGGAUAUACCCUCUGGAGAAUUGCUUCUGUGACCUCGCUCCUCUGGCUUUCAAGUGUGGCCUGGGUAGGAUUCACCCUCCAAGUGGACACAGAGGUAGAUCCAAGGAAUGGUCAGAAAAGAGCAAGCGGUCAUUGAUUGGAAUGAGUGAGUUUGAAAAACUGCUUGUUGGACAGGUGAUUCAUGUUUCAGGAAUACAGCAGAAAUGUACAUGGCUUGAAGUGAGAGACAACUCAGUGGGUGUAGGAGUAUGUCUAAACCAAAAACUUGUAGAUCUAGGAAUGGCUUCUUCAACCUACUAUAAAAAGCAACCUCUCCCAGAAAAGGGUGCUGAGCAGCAGGAACCAUCACAGUCUCAUGAUACUAAAGAUAUACCUGAUGAUGGACAAAUGAUGGAAGAUGAACAUCAACCUCAAGAAGGUGAUACAUUCUCUGAUGAUUGGAAUCCCAUGAUGCAACAUUACAGCUCAGAGAUGAAUAGCUAUGGAGUAGAUAUGGAUGACCCAGGAGUAGCUACUACUGGAAUGAAGUCUACUAUUGAAGGGAGAGUGUGCAAAUAUUACAUAGCAGGUAAACGCUGCUUUAAAGGAGUCAACUGCCCCUUUGAACACCCAAGGCGUGGGGAAGAGAAUCUAGAGAAAACAGAAGUGUUUUGGUGCAAUACAUCUGUCAUCUUACCUAAACCAGGAGAAUGGGUAGCAUUACAGGUGACUGCUGUGCAUACAUCAAUACAUUUCUGGGCACAGCUACCAUUUGGUCCUACACCAUUAGACCAGGCCCAGAGGGAAUGGACCACUUUGAACCAGCUCCCAGGAGAGAGAAAGGAUGAUGGAGAAACCCUUUCAGCUCUUCAAGAUUCUAUCAAUGCAAUCUACCAGAAGCCAUAUACACGUCGUGAGGACCUGUCUUUACUGGCAUUAGGAGAGAUAGUAUGUGCUCAGUUCAGUAAAGAUGAUUACUGGUACAGAGCCAGGGUUGUUGAUGUAGAUGCUGAGGCCAACACUGUACAGGUAUUCUAUUUGGACUAUGGAAACUGUGAAUGGUUAGUUAGAUCUAAAGUUCGACCUGCUAUGCCUCAGUUUCUUCAUUUGCCAUUCCAAGCUGUAGAAUGCUUUGUAGGAGGAAUAGAACUCAUCAAAACUCCAUCGCCAAAUAAUCAAGACAGGAAAUUGUUUGAAGAGUUGACCAUAGACAAAGUCCUUGUCGGACAUGUUAUUUCCAGUGCUACAGACAUCCUUGAAGUGGAGCUGUAUGACACAAUGAGCUCUGUGGAGGUGAACAUUGGUGAUGCUCUUGUCAAUGCUGGCUUUGCUAAACACACUAGAACAGCACAGAAGUCUACAUGCAAGUGAACCAGCAUCAAACACUUCUAUCCUUUCUAUCCCCAUAUUCAUCCAUUAUGAAUAAGCAAAUUUACCAACUGACUAUGCAAUCAUUUUAUAUUUAGGUCUGUACAGUGUUAUGAAUAUGUGGUUCGACUCCCAAUCAUGUUUAGUAUCUUGGUCUAAUGUAGAGAAUCAGGUGGUAUUCCUUGAGUCAAUUAGUCCAAGCCAUAGACCUUCCCCAAACUAACAACCAACCUGGGGCCCAUUUAAUGAUGACAGAUUCUGGCUACUCUUUCAUUAUGGUAACUGCCAUGGUAACGCUGCUCACAUCUAAUCAAUACCUGCGUUUCCAUGGCAGCAACCAUUAUGAGAUACAGUCACUGUAAAUCUUUAUGAAACAUUCCCAGGAUAUUGAAAAACUAUAGGGUUUUGUUUUUCCUUUCCCAUGAUUAUGUACUUACAGGGUAGACCAGAGCAGAAAAAAAAAACAUCUCCACCAAAGUCUUCAUACUUUGUGGUAAAUUCAUGCCAUCUCCAUGCUGGUUGGAAUACAUAUAUAUAUAUAUGACAAAUAGAUAGAUAGGAAUCUCAAACCCCUUGCUGUUAUGAAAGGAAAGAAACCUCCUUUGAAGUUGAUGACAUUUUUGGAGACAUAAGGAUGUACACUGAUGACAGAUAAUCCAUGUACAUCCAGGGGGAUUAAUCUUCAUACAAAUGUAAGUAAUAUUGAACAAUGCAUAAAAUGUGAUGUUCAUUCGUAUUUUACUUGAGGGGUAAAUGGUGUAUAGACUGCACGUACAUACUGCUUUCUAGAAAUAUCAUAACCUAAUCACAAUUAUGAUUAAAGCACAGUACAUUAUUGUAAGGCAUGGAGUCUCCUCUUUCAUUUGAUGCAACUCAUAUGAUAAAUACAUCACACAUGAAUGAGUAAGAAUACUUUGAAGAAAGAAUACCAAAAUCUCAUUCGACAGACAACAUAAUAAUCAUAAAAACAGCAUUUAUUAUGCGCCAUCUAUCUAGUAAAUUAUUCAAAGGCGCAGAACAUCUGAAUAACAUCUGAACUUCAUGAAGAACAAUCACAUGUCUCACGAAGUUAUCUAUCUUCAAUUUGAUAGAAAUCCUCAAUGAAAGAAAAUAAAUAAUUAAUGCUUGAGUUUCCAUAAGUUUGUUAUGAAGACAUUUUCACAGGCUGGCUGUUGGACUAACUCACCUCUCUAUUUUGUUGAUGCUUAGCCACACAUGAUGUCAUGCUGUUGCUAUGAUAGGAAAUAUUUGCACAUUUGUGUAAUGAAAUGAUGUAAAUGCAUACAUUAUUAUCAACAAAACAAAACUGUUAUUACUUUGUUAUGUUCUUUUUUAUGGUAUCUUAUUGAAGAGCAGAUUUUGGACUUGUGGUUUCUGAAAUUCAUAUACUGUUCCUCGGUUACUUUUUUGGUAUGCAUUUAUCCUAUUGUUCUUACUUACCCAUGCAUAAAGAAUGAGUUGCACCAGAUGAAAGAGGAAAUUCUACGUUUUACAAUGUUAAGUCAUUCAUCAAUUAUAUUUGUGAUUAAGUUAUGAUAAAAUAUAUACAAUAUUCAGUUAAUUUUUUUACAGUGUGAUGUAUUGCAUAGUAUUUUCACUAUCAAAUUUAUAGUUUUAUGAACAAAAAUAUAUCUUGCAGUUCUUUUGUGUUCAAAUCAAACCAAUAUACAACAUUAGUGAAUUCUAUGAAGAACCUCUAUAAUUUGCGGGCCGUUUCAUAAACUGUUCAUAAGUUAAAAAUGACUUUAAGAAUGACUGGUGAUCCUUUCUUGUGGUGAAUUAUAUUCACCAUUAUUUGUUCACUGGUGAUUAUUGAGCACGUAAAAAAGGUUCACCAGAUCUCUUAAUUUUAUGAAACACCCAGCUGCUAUGUAUUUUUUAGAUGAAUGUUCGAGGUUAAGUGAGAAAUGCCAACAACUGGAGAGUUCAAGUUCAAAAUAUGUUUUUUGAAAUAUUUUUUGUAGUUUGAUAGUAGAAAAUUAAAGGAAACUUGAGCUAAAUUUUUUUUAAUAUCCUGCACAUGUUAUCGGUUCAGAUAUGUUGUAAAUUCGAAUGUUUUGAAUUACCAAAGUUAAUUGUAUUAUGUUGCAGCUGAGUUUUAUGAGUUUGAUUUGCGAAAUGUGAUACUUUCCUCCAUGCUAUAUAAGUUUUUUUUUCUCUUCAUAUGCUUUCCAUUGAUCCAUAUAUAUAGAAAGUCUCAAUUGCUUUUGCAGUGUUAUGGAAUCAUGAUACACUGUAUUUUGUUGUAUAUUAUUUUCCUCCAAUUUAGUGAAUGCCAUGUGAUGACUUGCCUAAAACCUACAGUAAGAGGCUGCAAGAAUUUAUCAGUGCCAAAAAGAAAGGAUUUUUGUUUAUUUAUAUAUAAACAGACAAAUGUAAUCAAAUGUUGAUCGUAUUAGAGGAAUUUCAUUGUCAACAUUUGCAAAACUUUUGUUCAACUAAAUUGUGUGCAAUUUUUUUCUUCAAAAAGGUUUUUUUUCACUUAGAGUCACAAACAAAUAUUCUUCAGGGUUUUUUCUCUUGCCUGCAUAGCAGAGCGAGACUAUAGGCGCCGCUUUUCCAAUGGCAGCGGCGUUGUCAACAUCAAAUCUUAACUGAAGGUUAAGUUUUUGAAAUGUUAUCAUAACUUAGAAAGUAUAUGGGCCUAGUUCAUGAAACUUGGACAUUAUGGUUAUCAAGUAUAACUGAAUAUCCUGCCAGAGUUUGAUGUCACAUAACCAAGGUUAAAGGUCAUUUAGGGUCAAUGAACUUAGACCAUGUUUGGGGAAUCGAUAUCAGAAUCUUAAACGAAGGUUAAGUUUUUUUAAUGUCAUCAUAACUAGGAAGAAUAUGGGCCUAGUUUAUGAAAUUUGAGCAUAUGGGUAAAUUAAGUAUUGCUGAACACCCUGCCUGAGUCUUAGGUAAUACAUGUAUGACCAAGGUCAAAGGUCAAUGAACUUUGGCCAUGUUGGGGGUAUCUGUAGAAUUACCAUCAUAACU
Molecule: messenger RNA, 7444 nt
Organism: Lytechinus variegatus (green sea urchin)
Lineage: Eukaryota; Metazoa; Echinodermata; Echinoidea; Temnopleuroida; Toxopneustidae
Product: tudor domain-containing protein 1-like
Exons: 21
Coding region: 380-4468 (1362 amino acids)
Molecular function (GO): metal ion binding
Source: RefSeq, a predicted model, not a curated record